Molecule: messenger RNA, 1200 nt
Organism: Trifolium pratense (red clover)
Lineage: Eukaryota; Viridiplantae; Streptophyta; Magnoliopsida; Fabales; Fabaceae
Product: cationic peroxidase 1-like
Exons: 4
Coding region: 90-1040 (316 amino acids)
Biological process (GO): response to oxidative stress; hydrogen peroxide catabolic process
Molecular function (GO): peroxidase activity; heme binding
Source: RefSeq, a predicted model, not a curated record
AAUCACAAGCAUAACUAUAAGCCUCUCAUUUCUUUGCAUUCUCUUAGUAUAUAAUUUUUCCUUUUUUAAGUAUAAAAUACAAUUAUACCAUGAUUCUUCCAAUCACCAAAGUUCAUUUUUUCUUACUCUUUUGCUUUCUUGGCACAAUUUCAGCUCAAUUAUCCCUUAACUUUUAUAUCAACUUAUGUCCUCUUGUGCUUCCAACCAUUAAAACAGAAAUAAUUGCUGCUGUGGCCAAUGAGCCUCGCAUGGGGGCUUCUUUGCUUCGUCUUCAUUUCCAUGAUUGUUUUGUUCAAGGAUGUGAUGCAUCAGUACUAUUGGACGAUACAUCAAGUUUCACAGGUGAAAAAUCAGCAGGUGCAAAUGCUAAUUCGCUGAGAGGCUUUGAUGUAAUAGACAGAAUAAAGUCUAAAGUAGAAAGGUUAUGCCCCAAUACCGUCUCUUGUGCUGAUAUUCUUGCUGUAGCAGCAAGAGACUCAGUUGUUGCCCUUGGUGGACCUAGUUGGGGUGUUCCAUUGGGCAGAAGAGAUUCAACAACAGCAAGUUUAAGUUCAGCUAACUCAGAUUUGCCAGGUCCCUCUUCUGAUGUAAGUGACCUUGCUAAUGCUUUCUCCAAAAAAGGUUUUUCAGUUAGAGAGGUGGUUGCUCUUUCAGGAUCACACACAAUUGGUCAAGCUAGCUGUAGAUUCUUCAGAAACAGGAUUUACAACGAGAACAACAUAGAUUCAUCUUUUGCAACAUCAUUACAAUCAAAUUGUCCAAGAUCAGGUGGUGAUUUAAAUUUGUCACCACUUGACACAACCACUCCAAACACAUUUGACAAUGUUUAUUACAAGAACUUGCAAAAUCAAAAGGGUCUCUUUCACUCUGAUCAAGUGCUUUUUGAUGAUGGAUCCACAAAGGCACAAGUUAAUUCUUAUGUUACCAACCCUUUAAGUUUUCGAGCUGAUUUUGCUAAUGCAAUGGUUAAAAUGGGGAAUCUUAGUCCACUUACUGGGUCUAAUGGUCAGAUUAGAAAAAUCUGUGGGAGAAUCAACUAAGAUUUUGGACCUUUUAGUAUUGUAUAAGUAAAAGUACAAUACAAGGUUAUGGAUUAUUCUAUAUAUUGUAAUCAUAAAUCUCUCAUUAAACUUAAUUAAUGUAAAUCGAUAUAUCAAUAUAUCAAUCAAUAAUAAUGUUGGUACCUAUUUAAUUGUCAAA